AUGGGAGGAAAGCAGUCUCGCCUGUCCGGUAAGGAGUUAGAGGAAGUCCAAGCUAACCAGAGGCGAAGGAGCACUUUGCGACCUGACGACCAGGGCUUAUCAUCGGCAGCCGAGCGAAUCCGGCGUCAUGCAACUGUUCACUUUGGCUUCAGCACGCUUAGCCUCGCCAUGCGUAGUCUAGACGAGCCCCCCGUGGAGCUUUGGGAACUACGCGAACUGCAAAAACUGAACUUGUCCAUGAACUGCCUGUGUUCCUUGCCCCCUACCCUUGGCGCACUGGACAAUCUGGUCAUCCUUAACCUCUGGGGCAACAAUCUUUCGAGUUUACCACCAGAGAUUGGACUCCUGAAGAAACUGCGUGUUCUUUUUGCCUGUCGGAACAGACUGAGCGAGGUUCCGGAGGAGCUGGGGUCAUGCACGUGCUUAGAAGUGCUCAGCUUGGCCAACAACCAGAUCUCGUCUCUGCCCAACAGCUUGGCGUCCAUGCAGAAUCUGACCAAACUUAACCUCAGCCAUAAUCGGAUCGCUAUCAUCCCGACUUGUGUCUAUAACAUGAAAAGAUUGGUGUUCUUGCAUCUUGCUUGCAAUAGACUGGAAACCAUUGCAGACCAGAUACAAGACUUGAUGUAUUUGCUGAAUCGGCUGGGGAAGUUGGCUUGUCACCCGCUGGAUAAAGGACUUCAUAUUGUUCAUAAUCCCCUCCUAAAACCAAUACAGGAGGUGCUCCAAGGAGGACUAAGUGCACUGUAUAACUACCUCAAACCUUCAUAA
This is a messenger RNA of Knipowitschia caucasica, 771 nucleotides long. NCBI's taxonomy places the organism in Eukaryota, Metazoa, Chordata, Actinopteri, Gobiiformes, Gobiidae. The record is from the annotation of a GenBank genome assembly.